Portunus trituberculatus (swimming crab) is the source of this 2170-nucleotide messenger RNA. RefSeq names its product SEC14 domain and spectrin repeat-containing protein 1-like. NCBI's taxonomy places the organism in Eukaryota, Metazoa, Arthropoda, Malacostraca, Decapoda, Portunidae. The record is from RefSeq and is a predicted model, not a curated record. Bases 150 to 2021 code for a protein of 623 amino acids. The transcript has 13 exons.
GUCUCGUGCUGCGUGUCCGUGAGUGUGCACGUGUUUGUGUUGGUGUUGUGUUGCGGCCUGGGAUGUUCCCCCUGGCGCGGCGGGAGUCCUACUUGGCCUCGGCGUCCAUGCACUGCGUUCCCGCCCGCCGGUAGGGAAUAUGAUAUAAGAUGUGCACGAGUGAGUGGGAGGGGCUGCUGGAGCGGCGGCUGGCUAUGCUGCCCGGCUCCCGCGACCCAGGCGGUGGCCCUAUCCUGGUGAUCUCCCUGCCGCAGGACCCCACCCUGCACGACUCAGGGGGCAUCUCGGCCACCAUCAAGUACCUCAAGACCAUCCCCAGCCUGAGUGCGAGGGACCGUGGGUGGGUGGUGGUGGUGGACGCGCGGGUGUGUCACUACCGCCUGGUCAAACCCACCGUGAGCACCGUGCGGGCCGCCUUGGGUCACCUGCGUCAUUUGUUCGUGGUGCGGCCUGAGGGGUUCUGGGACAAGCAACGGGUGGACUGCCGUAAGAGUGAGGUGGAUAGCCAGCCAAUUUAUGUGACAGUGAGCAAGCUGACGCGCCACAUUGAGCCUUCCCAGCUGCCCAUAGAGCUUGGCGGGACCCUGGAAUAUGACCACCUCGCCUGGCUCAAGACUCGGAAGGCGUACGAGGAGUUUGUGGACGAGUGCGAGAGGGCGCGGCGUGAUUUGGAGACCCUGCAGGUGGAGUUAAGGCGAGAGGAGCCAUGUAGCCGCGCCUCCACCCUGCACGAUCUUCUGUCUGUCAACACCAACACCUACACCACCAUCACCGCCAGGCCUUCCAUCAUCUUCAACAUGGGUCAGGAGGUGCUGAAGGUGCUGGAGAUGGAUGAGGAGUCAGGGUUCAGGGUGUGCGAGGGACAGGGUGACGCAGCAGAGGCGGCGUCCAGGGUGCGGGCAAUGCUUCACGACCUGCACCUGCUCACCACCGCCGUCGAGGCCUGCUGGAGGAGGCUCAACACUGCCCUGGACACCUACAUGCAGGUGCGAGAGCUUGAGACGGAGAUGAAUGACAUAGGCAAGUGGCUGGUGUCGGCGGGUCAGACAUUGCUGGCGGAAACGAGCAUCGGCACCACAACAGACCAGGCGGAGGCGCUGCUACGGGAACACGAGGCCAUUGAGCUGAAGUGUCGGGAGACGUACGGGAGGUGGGCUGGACUGCGGUACAGAGUGGAGGACGCUCUGGACCGCGGCGAUGGGGAUCUACGCGCCCUGGCAGACCACCGCACCACCACCACCGACCUGCGCUCCCUCAAGGACUACACCGACACCCUCGUCAGGACCUUCGCGUCUCGCCUGGAUCGCCGCCGCACGCUCAUCUUGGCCUCCGUCAGGUUCCAUCGCAUCGCCCACCAGAUGGAGGAGCGGUGCCACAUCUUGCUGCAGGCCCACCGCUGGCUGCCACACACUGACGACGUGGAGCCGCUCAAGAAGACCCUCAGGGAACUCACCGCCAGGAAGGAGGCCAUUGACUACCUCGCCUCGGAGGGCACGCGGGCUGGGGAGAAGCUACUGGACCUGUUGACGGUGGGCGUGAAGGACCUCUCAGGCCGGGACAUCACGCCAGACUACACGGCGGAGCUAAACCACGUGCACGCUCUCCUGACGGCGCAGCAGGAGCACUACUGUAGGGCGGCGCGCCAGGCUGAUCUCUACAAACUGCGCCUCCAGCAGAACAUCCAGCUGCUCACCUGCCAGAGGGACGUGAGGCAGGCCCACCGGUGGCUGCGGGCGCUGCUGGAGGCGCUGAUCAAGGCUCACUCCCACGUGGGCAGGUCCUCAGACGAGAUACGCAGACUCAAGGCAGAGCACCAGCAGUUCCAGGACACAGCGGCGGGGACCUUUGAGUACGGCUACGAGUCAGCACGCGCCGCCCUGCUGGUGGAGAAGUCUGCCGGUGGGUCUGUGCUGUGCGAAAGUCGUAACUUAGUGGAACGACCUGGAGAAAGUGUGGAAGAUCUUCGUGCAGGGGUCCCAGGAGCAACUGACGAGGCUGCGAGUGGCGGGGGUCUUCUUUAGGACCAUGGAGCAGCAUCUGGAGCGCCUGGACCGCCUGUGUGCUGGCGUGGUGGAGCGUGUGGCAGGACGUGGUUGCCUGACGGGGGACGGUGACACACGCUCCCUCCUUUCCUGCCGGGACCGUCUGCUGCGGGAGAUCGGCAGGAACG